GACAGUUACUACUCUCUUUAGCACUCGGUUAUUUGGUUUCGUCUCAUACAUUUUCUUUUUUCUUUUUCGCUUUUUUCUCUUUGGCUGGGCCCGAUCUCUGCCACAGCCAGCAAUAUCAACAGGGCUGCAACUGCUUAUUAUAUUAAUUCUUACCCAUAAGCGCCGAGCUCCCUACUCUCACCAAAUGCUCCCUUCUUUUCCCUUCUAAUAACCUCUCUUUGCUGCAUUUCUUUGGGCUUUUUUUCUUUUUCUUUUUCUUUUUUUCUCUUGCGGGUUAUGGCGGAGGUUUUGGACGACGGUGAGUUUUGGCUUCCGUCCCAGUUCUUAACCGACGAUGACUUUUUCGCUGACGGAGUUAAGGCUACCAACAAUACCAAUAAUCUUAAAGAUGGGUUCGGGUUAGAGCUUGAUGGUUCCAAGUCUUUGUUUCCCUUUGAGAUCCCCGGUGGGUUUGGGUCUCUCGGGUUGUCUCCGGAUCUAGGUUCUCCUGUUGAGUCUGUGCUGGGUUCAACUGAAACAGAGAGUGAUGAAGAUUAUCUCGCUGGCUUAACUCGCCAAAUGGCUCACUCCACUCUCGAAGACGAUUCCCGCCGAAACGACCGCUCGUUUGCCGCUGAAAAUACCAAGGGUUGGGCCUUGUCCAGUUCACCGCAGUCUACCCUAUGUGCGUUACCGAGCGGUUGUGGUUGUAAGCAAGGUUCUAGUCGUGCAAGCCCGAACUGUCAAUCUCGAGUUUCGUCGCCGCCGGGAACCUGGGACUUGCUUUAUGCAGCGGCCGGUGAAGUGGAAAGGUUGCGAAUGAAUGAAGAAGGGUAUGGUGGAUUCAGCAACAGAGGCCUUUUGGGUCCACCAGCUAGAAAACCCUCUCCAAAUCUCGAUGUUUCUGGGUUUUACACUCAACAGUCACUUUCUCACAAUAAGCUGCGGACCACUCAUUUCCAGCAACUGAAGCAACAACAGCUAAUGAAGCAACAAAACGCGUUGGCGUGGGGAGGAUUGAAGCAGCAACAAGAAAACCAUGUGGUCCAAAACAGAGGAAGGUAUGCCAGUAGGACUUUAGGUUUGGCCCCAUCUGCGUGGCCCCCUCUGCAGCAACAGCAACCCCAGCCAGCGAACGGGUCGGGUAUGCGGGCUGUUUUCUUGGGCAAUCCAAAUGGGAAAAGGGAAUGUGCUGGAACUGGUGUUUUCUUGCCUCGUCGCGUUGGAAGCUUUUCUGAACCUCGCAAGAAGUCAGCUUGUCCUACUGUUUUGGUUCCAGCUAGAGUGGCUCAGGCCUUGAACUUGAAUCUGGAUGAGAUUGGGGCUCAACCUCAGCUUCAGCACCCUCGGUUCAACCCAAGCUUCACUUCUGGUAGCAAUAAUGCUGCUGCUUUGAGGCUUCGAAGUGGGGGAAAUUUUGUGGGAAAUCAAAAGCAGCGGAGUUUGAGGCCACAGCAAGAGAUGAGUCAUGAAGUUCGUUUACCGCAGGAGUGGACUUAUUGACUCAAACCUGCAUGCGGUGGUGGCUUACUAAUUGUUGGUUCUCUUGUUUUAAACGUUUUUUUUAUAGUUUAGAAAUUUUAAGGUUAGAAGAAAGAAAUGGGAAGAAGUUUGAUAGUUUGCUAUAGGGAAAAUAGUAGUAUAGUGGGUAUAUAGGGUUUAAGAUGGAAAAUGGGAAUGAAAAAGAAAGGGUUGGUUUUUUGGGGUUAGGUUUUUAGGGUGAAGAAGAAGAAGGAAAAUAAAGAAUUUUCUAGUUUCAGUGAUGGGUACAGCACACAACCAAGCAGCUUUUGUUCCUUUUGGUUGGGGCUGGGCUAACUAGGGGAGAACAGUGAAAAAGUUCAAUGGGGGGGGUGGUUACUCUUUUAUUGUAAUUCUGGCAUUUGGGUCAAUAAGUUUUUGAAUUUUGUUGGAAAAAGAAACGAAAUGUUGAUGAAAUGAAAGGCUUCUUUUUUUCUCUGCA
Gossypium raimondii (Peruvian cotton) is the source of this 1942-nucleotide messenger RNA. RefSeq lists its product as uncharacterized. Lineage: Eukaryota; Viridiplantae; Streptophyta; Magnoliopsida; Malvales; Malvaceae. The transcript has 5 exons. The coding region runs from base 277 to 1482 and encodes 401 amino acids. The record is from RefSeq and is a predicted model, not a curated record.